AUGGACAAGCUCACAAAGGGCUGGGUGCACCACCUGCGCAAGACGGCCCGCCAGGAGACUGCUGGCCGCGGCAGUUGUCCUCUCUGCGAGGCCGAAAUCCAGCCUGACAUUGACUCCUUCAAGGCCCAUGUCCGCGCCGACGCCACACGGCACCCCAGCCUCGCCGACGAUGCAGACAUUGAGCAAGCCUUUCAGAACGUCACCAUUCACAGUCCCCUGAACAACCAGGCUGCUGCCAGCCGCGCGUCUGAAGCAACCGGGUCCGGCAGAUCGCACAGAAAGCGGCCGACCCCUGGCCACCUGGAUCUUACGGAUCGGCCAGACGCCAACGACCGCUUAGCGGGUGCCGCGGACCAGCCCGACGCCGGUCAGCGCGGCAGCAAGAAGAUUUGCUCCCCUCCGGCAUCGGUGGCCCAGCAGCGGGGUUCCUCUCCGCCCACGCCGGGACGCAGCCGCGCCAGGCUGAGCGAGGCCGUUGGCGAUUUUGACCGCGGCCAUGCUUCGAAGAAGCUGGGCGGGCGUCAGCUCUGGAAUCCCGAUGAUGAUUCGCACCCCAAGCAGACUGUGGCCCGCCCAUCCCAGUCGGCCUCACUCGGUCAUCCGCGACGCCCCAAGGGUCAUCGCCAGUCUCCGCAGCAUGCCGCCCCACGCUCCGUCUCUUCCGACAGCUUGUCCAUGUCGGAAAUGAUUCGGCAGCCGGAGACGCAGCCGAUAUCGCAAGAGCAGCUCGUUGCCGAGGUCAAGGGCAUCUAUGCCGGCUUGGUCAUGAUCGAGAGCAAAUGCAUCGAGUACGACAGCUCGCAGCAGGCUAAACGGCUGAGUCAGGAGCAGUACCAUGCCCUGAUUGCUCUCCAUCGCUCGGUCCUCCACGAGCAUCACGACUUCUUCCUGGCGAGCCAGCACCCGUCAGCGAGCGAAGCUCUGCGGCGGCUGGCCUCCAAGUACGCCAUGCCCGCACGCAUGUGGCGGCACGGCAUCCACUCGUUUCUCGAGCUCCUGCGGCACAAGCUGCCCGGCUCGCUGGAGCACAUGCUUACCUUUAUCUACAUCGCGUACAGCAUGAUGACCCUGCUUUUCGAGACGGUACCUGCUUUUGAGGAGACCUGGAUAGAGUGUCUUGGAGAUCUGGGCAGAUACCGCAUGGCAAUCGAGGAUGACGACAUCAGGGACCGAGAAACGUGGACGGGCGUCUCCCGCUACUGGUAUAGCAAGGCCUCGGACAAGUCCCCCACCACGGGCCGCCUGUACCACCACCUGGCGAUCCUUUCGCGGCCCAACGCACUGCAGCAGCUCUACUACUAUGCUAAGUCGCUUUGCGUGCCCAUUCCCUUUCCGAGCGCUCGGGAGAGCGUCAUGACGCUUUUCGACCCGCUCCUGAACUCGGCCUCCCAUCAGCGCCUGGAGCCGGCCGACGCGGCCUUUGUUCGCGUGCACGGCAUCCUCUUUUCGGGAAAAUCAAAGGAACAGCUGGAGCCGUCCAUGGACGAGUUCUGUAGCCUCCUGGACGGGCGAAUCGGCAGCGCGCGCUCCAACUGGCUCGAGGCAGGGUACUACGUCGGCAUCUCCCUUAGCUGCUCCCUCUUGGGAUUCGGUGCCAAGUCCAACGUAAUCAUGCAAGCCAUUGCGGAGCCACUGGGUGAGCCCGACGCCAGCGUGGACGAAAGCGGCGGCGCCGAGGCGGAAGCGUACGCGGGCGAGACAUUUCGACAGGCCCUUUCGUUUGCCGUCCGGACAUACGAAAUCGUGCUUCGUCGCUGGGGCGACAAGAACACGCUGUCUUGUCUACACACCACCAUGGUGUUCCUCCUCCACCUGUCCCGCUACCCGUCUGCCAUGGCGUACAUCGAGAACGAAUACCCCUGGAAACUGACUACCAUCAUGCUCAACUACCUGCUUCAGACGAUUGGGCGCAAGCCCAGAAUCGACACGGAAGCGUUCCCGGGACCCGAGAAGGAGGGUGAGCCUCCGUAUCCCCUUCCGGAAGACUAUGCUCUGCGCGGGCUAGUGUAUGCGCAAGACUACUUCCCGGAUAAAUGGUUCGAAAACGAGAGGAUCGACGAGUCUGAUCGAUACCUGGAGCCUCCUUCGAAAGCUUUGGAGAGGCAGGAGCGGAUCCUAUGGAUCGGGCGAAGACUCGCCAGCUCGAGCAAGUGGUUGACUUGGGACGAAGAUGCCCGGCUGUUCUCGGUCGCGCGAGCGUACGACGUUGUGCUCGCAGGCCUACCAGACAAUAGCCCAGACACAUCAAAACGAGGGAACACGCGACCGAGCCAGGACGCGUGA
Messenger RNA from Hirsutella rhossiliensis, 2283 nucleotides. Its product is annotated as est1 DNA/RNA binding domain-containing protein. The coding region runs from base 1 to 2283 and encodes 760 amino acids. The record is from RefSeq and is a predicted model, not a curated record. The transcript is spliced from 3 exons. Gene Ontology annotation, molecular function: protein binding; telomerase RNA binding; telomeric repeat DNA binding. Gene Ontology annotation, biological process: nuclear-transcribed mRNA catabolic process, nonsense-mediated decay. Gene Ontology annotation, cellular component: telomerase holoenzyme complex. NCBI's taxonomy places the organism in Eukaryota, Fungi, Ascomycota, Sordariomycetes, Hypocreales, Ophiocordycipitaceae.